Castor canadensis (American beaver) is the source of this 1119-nucleotide messenger RNA. RefSeq names its product transmembrane protein 69 (gene Tmem69). Lineage: Eukaryota; Metazoa; Chordata; Mammalia; Rodentia; Castoridae. The record is from RefSeq and is a predicted model, not a curated record.
GUGAUCUUCUCCCCUUUGCCUUUCCUCGCGCUGCUUGUGAGGUAGAGAACAGCGGAGUUCAGUACGCUUCCUCAAAAACCCCGGGCCAAUACUCGGAACUGAGCUUCUCAGGAAGUAGCUGCACUGGCCGGAAAUGCCAUUUCCACGAGUCCCUUCUGUUCUUGCAGCUCAGCAUUUCAUAUUCCCGCGUGACGCUAGCAACAACAUGCUUCUGAUUCAGCUCCUUCACUGAAAAACUACAUUAGUCGGUGCUGCUUGGCCUGCUCCUGAACAAUACUUUCUAUAGAGGCCAGUAUGCUUCACUUUAUCCAGAGAUUUUCUCAUGCAUCUUCAAAGAUACUGAAGUAUCCUUUCACAACUAGACUAGGAACCAGCAAAAUAGAUGCAUUUUCUUUCAAGACAUCUCUCCAACGGCACAUUUUCCCUUUGUUUCCAAGGCCUCACAUUUCCCUGUCAUUUCAAGCAUGUAUGAGCAAGACACAAUGCUAUCAUAUGUCACCAUGCUGCUUUAAGAAAAAGCAGAAGCAAACAGAUCUUCCAGCCAGGCCACCAAGGAACAUCACUUACCUGCUUCACAGCCCAAAGCCAGCAUUAUAUGUAACUCUGGGAGGACUGAUCCCCUUUGUUGCUCCACCACUGGUCAUGGUCAUGACAAAGACUUAUAUCCCCUUAUUAGCUUUUACUCAGGUAGCUUAUGGGGCCAGUUUCCUAUCUUUCUUGGGAGGGGUCAGAUGGGGCUUUACUCUGCCAGAAGGUAGUCCAGCCAAACCAGACUACCUUAAUUUAGCAAAUAGUAUAGCUCCUCUUUUGUUUUCAUGGUUUGCCUUUCUAAUUUCUGAAGGACUCAGAGAAGCUAUAGUCAUAGUAAUGAUAGGUUUGGGGAUAGCAUUACAUGUUGAUCUUUUUCUCUUGCCAUGUUAUCCCAACUGGUUCAAAGCCCUAAGGAUAGUAAUCACUUUAGUGGCCCUUUUUUCACUUGCAGUCACUGUAGUACUUGAAGAUAUUUAUCCAGAGAAAGGACCCAAGAGACCUCGCCAAGUCAAAUAAAUAUAAAACUACUUUGUUGAUAAUAUUAUUAGUAUGUUGACUACAAGCAUUGUGAAGUAUUUUAGUAUUACC